Xenopus laevis (African clawed frog) is the source of this 2718-nucleotide messenger RNA. RefSeq names its product FAST kinase domains 1 L homeolog (gene fastkd1.L). The record is from RefSeq and is marked provisional. Gene Ontology annotation, biological process: mitochondrial RNA processing; regulation of mitochondrial mRNA stability. Gene Ontology annotation, cellular component: mitochondrial matrix; mitochondrion; ribonucleoprotein granule. Lineage: Eukaryota; Metazoa; Chordata; Amphibia; Anura; Pipidae. Gene Ontology annotation, molecular function: RNA binding.
UCAUUACGUUGCCUUUGUGUUCGAGAACGAUAAUCCCGAUAUUCUUUGCUGAAAUGAAAACAAAGUACCUGUUAAGACUGCAGUAAAUUGUGGAUCCAUAUUAUUAACUGCAAUGAAACGGAAUCAAGAACCCAUUGAAACCUGUACCUAAAAGUAGAAAUGUUCCGUUGGAGCUGUGCGCACCGCUUGUCUCGGAGCUUGUGCCAAACCCGAUUUCUAAGUACUGAUCCGUUACUGGACCAAUUGAAAAUAUGCAUAAGUGAGGAUCAGGUGUUUCAACUGGUUGGGAAAAACAAGGCCAGGCUAUCUGUUACACAUGUGGGUCAUGCCAUCAACUUGCUCUGGAAGUUUCAGAAGGAGAAACCCAGGAUGCUGAGAACUAUUGACCAAGUCAGAGGGCAUCCAGAAUUCAUUGCCCUUCGUAUUUUAGCUGAGAAUAAGAUUGAGUUCAUGGAGGACAAUGCCCUGGUUGAAAUAUUGUACAACAUACUCAGGUUCAGUGUGGAACCCCAUGAUUCCCUUGUGCAACAGCUGGUUAUGGAAGGCUGGAGAAGAUUAGAAAGGUUUAACCUGAAAGAAAUAUCUAAAUUUGCAGUGUGCCUUGGAGAGCAGCACAUGCAUAUGAGCCCCCUAAUGGGACACAUAGCCAGCAUUGUGGAUGGAAUCCUGGAUGAUGUGCAAGAUGCCAGAAUCCUCUCUAGUUUAAUGGUCAACAUACAUGGUGUGAUUACUCCAAUGCUGCGAGACAGAUUGGUGGAUAAAGCAGACUCUCUCAUGGAUACCCUAGAUGUCUCACACUUCAAUCACCCCCGCAGAAUCGUACAGUUUCUACGAAAUAUGAAACACACAUACAGGCCACUGCUGGAGAAAUGUAACAAUGCUUUCCUUCAGAACAUUGGCCAAAUGGACCCAGAAAAUCUGUCUAUCAUCAUCGGGCUGUAUCAAUCUUUACAGUAUAACAACUCAGAGUUCCGCCUAAUGGCUCGAAACAGGCUGAUAGAGAUGGUGGAUCAAUGUAAUAAUGUGGCAAGCUAUACAAAAUUGUUUGCUGCACUCGGUCCCAUGGCAGGGCAAGAGACUAGAGAAAAGCUUGAAGAGGGCAUCCUUACAAUGGUAGAUGGAAUGAAUCCAAAUCAAUUAUUGGCCGUCCUGGGAACAAUGGAAGAAAUGGAAUGCAGAAAUACUCUUCUUAUUGCAAGAAUCGCUUCCCUCCUACAGAAGUAUUUAGGGAUUUACAGGCCUGUGGAAUUGGCCAGAAUCACCCAAGCAAUAGUCAACCUGCGGUGCCAGACCCCUGAAUUGUUUUCAAUGCUUCAGAAGAUUUUAGAACGCAAUUUAAAAUCCAGCUUUAUACCAGGAGAUGUGGCUAUGCUGGCAAGAGUCAUCUCCUCAUUGCCCGCAGCCCGAGUCGAUGAAGAAGUCUUUUCUAAGGUUGAUGCCAUUUUGCCACAGUGCAGUCUUAGUGACCUCAGUUCUCUGGCUCUUGCUAUUGUGAAAUGGGUUCGAACUGAACAGCCAUCACGCUACAGCACCUCAGGAGGUUUAGGGAAUCUUCUGCAUAAGUUAAACACCUGUGGGCAUGAACGAAUCACAAAAAUUGACAAGAUUGACUUGUUUUUAGAAGAACUUAAAUACAUUACUGGGGACUGGCUGGAAGAGGUACUUUUGAAGGACGCUAUAAGCACCUGUGAACGUUUGAUUGAUCAAAUCACGUGGAAAAACUUGCCAGAAUUCGCACUUUUUAUCACUCGAACCAACUACCUGUGUGCCCCAGUUCUGAACAAAAUAGCAUCUGUAGCAACAGAGGAUAUUACAAAGAUUCAUUACAACGCAACAUAUGCAAUCCUGCUUCCCUUUGUUGUUCUGAAUUAUGAACCCCCCAAUGGUGAAGCCUUCUUUGAUGCCUGUAUCCAGCACGUCCUUCCUCACCUAAAUUCAUUGGAUCCCCACCUUGUGGUGCUACUGGCUUACUCCCUCGCUCUUGCUGAAUACUUUCCAGAAGAGCUUAUAAAGGCUGUAUUCAACAUUGAUUUCUUGGGCAGGCUGGAUGCACAGCUGGAAACCUUUUCAAGUACUUUAAACUUGAGGAUUCGCUUGCGCCUGAUGGAGCUAAAUCGUGCAGUCUGUUUAGAAUGUCCGGAAUUCCAGAUCCCCUGGUUCCAUGAUAGAUACUGCAAGCAACUACAACACAGAGCUAAUGCCGGGAUAAGUUCAGUGCAGCGCCAGAUUCACCAGCUGUUGGGUGAAAUUCUUGGGGGAAUUAAUUAUGCUAAAGUAUCUGUGAUGACACCUUACUACCACACUAUAGAUUUUGAAUGUAUUUUGGAUAAAAACAAGAAGCCAAUUCUUUAUUUGGAUCAGAAUGUGCUGUCAGCUGACUUGUCGAAAGUGCAAUGGGGAAAUGGCGGUCAAUUACAAGAAACCAAGUCCCUUCCGCCAGGAGCUCAAAGAGUGGCUAUCGAAUUCCUGGAUUCAAAGGCAUUCAGCAAAAACUCUUCUAAUAUCAAGGGGGAGUAUAUGAUGAAAAAAAGGCACCUGGAAAUACUGGGAUACCAUGUACUUCAGAUUUCUAGUUUGGAGUGGAACUCAAUGGAACUAUCAACAAAAGAUGCCUGGAUGGAUUACCUCAGGAAACGGAUAUUCGCUGAUGAUUUAUGAUGAUGUGUUAGAUUUAUAUAUAAUUAUUUUUUAUUAUAAUAAAAAUGUUUUUUCUUAUAA